Molecule: messenger RNA, 2829 nt
Organism: Prionailurus viverrinus (fishing cat)
Lineage: Eukaryota; Metazoa; Chordata; Mammalia; Carnivora; Felidae
Gene: RAB23
Product: RAB23, member RAS oncogene family
Exons: 7
Coding region: 349-1173 (274 amino acids)
Biological process (GO): protein localization to plasma membrane; Golgi vesicle fusion to target membrane; regulation of exocytosis
Cellular component (GO): trans-Golgi network transport vesicle; plasma membrane; endosome
Molecular function (GO): GTP binding; GTPase activity
Source: RefSeq, a predicted model, not a curated record
UGAGGGGAGUCGAGUCUCCCGCGCCCCACCAUCCUUGCCGGAGUUGCUGCUGAGUCGCUCGUGCUGAGCCGCUCGUUCUGAGCCCUGGCUGGCAAUAAAGUUCGUUAAAAAAAUCAUAGUCAUUUUUAAGAGAGUGAAAGAGGGCGCGAGCCAGCCGGGCGGCCCCGCCGGGGGGAGCUGGCGCGCUGGGAGGAGGAGGAGGAGGAGGUGGCGGCGGCGGCAGCGGUUGCGCCGCGACCAGGAGGAGCCGGUCGCGCCGGGCGGCGGGUCCGUGGCCAGCGGGGACGAUUUGAGAAGAUCUGAUCACCUGGAAUUAAAGUUGGUUCAGAAACCUUUUCAACUGCAAAAAUGUUGGAGGAAGAUAUGGAAGUGGCUAUCAAGAUGGUGGUUGUAGGGAAUGGAGCAGUUGGAAAGUCAAGUAUGAUUCAGCGAUAUUGCAAAGGCAUUUUUACAAAAGACUACAAGAAAACCAUUGGAGUUGAUUUUUUGGAGCGACAAAUCCAAGUUAAUGAUGAAGAUGUCAGACUAAUGUUAUGGGAUACAGCAGGUCAAGAGGAAUUUGAUGCAAUAACAAAGGCCUACUAUCGAGGAGCCCAGGCUUGUGUGCUUGUAUUUUCUACCACAGACAGGGAAUCUUUUGAAGCAAUUUCCAGUUGGAGAGAGAAAGUCGUAGCUGAAGUUGGAGAUAUACCAACUGUGCUUGUGCAAAACAAGAUUGAUCUCUUGGAUGACUCUUGUAUAAAGAAUGAGGAAGCUGAGGCACUGGCAAAAAAGUUAAAGCUAAGAUUCUACAGAACAUCAGUGAAAGAAGAUCUAAAUGUGACUGAAGUAUUUAAAUAUUUGGCUGAAAAAUAUCUUCAGAAACUCAAACAGCAAAUAGCUGAGGAUCCAGAAUUAAUGCAUUCAAGUAGUAACAAAAUUGUGCUUUUCAGAUGGAGUGACAUCUUUGGUGGAAAAAUUCCUGCCUUGUGGACUUGUUUUAAUUUUUUUGCAUCAGACGAAGCUUCUCCUGUUUUUGAAGGAAUGGUCCAUAAGAAGUGUCAAAAAACAGGUUUUGCUGAAUUUGAAACGCUGGAAAACAUAACUGAAAUGCCUAAAUAUGUUGGUACAGAUUUUAAUAUUAUGGGUCAAGGAAAGAUAGCAAGCAUUCUUUUUCUGAAGUUGGUCAUAUAGCUUUUUGGAAAGUAGUACUGAAUCUGAAUACUUACAAAAAAAUAAUAUUGAAAGGUAAGCUCUAAAUCUUGCCAGACUGCAUUGGGGUGUAUUUUGGCAAUGUUACUUGUGCAAUAUCUGUAUAAUUUAGAAUGUGGAGGUAUGCAUGCAGACAUCUGGUACUGAAAUAUACUGACGGUAUGCUCAGUAUUUAAGGAAACAUAGAAUCUAAUUCAUUCAUAAAAUCAUUUACACAUUGUGUGUAUGUUAAAAGUUUUUAUUUUCAAAUAAGAAAUUCCAGACAUAUAUUUUGCAAAAUGAGCUCAGAUUUUAAAAGUGCUUUGUGCCAAAUAUAUCAUACCUAAUUUUUACAGUGCUUUACUAUCAGAAUUUAUAUUGUUUAUAAUGUCUUUUAAAAGCAGUUUCCCUCUCUGACAGAGUAGAUACAAGUCGAGUAUAAAUGUUUUAAUGCUAGAAUAUCUCCCAGGUGAGACCUGUUGCAAAAUCUCUCUCCUGCGUCCAUCCAUAAGUGCGGUGAGCUUGUGCUGGCCAGGUCACAGCGCACCUGCAGUUAUCCCUUAGGUCCUGUGAAGUGCGGUGGUACUUCCAGUACCUUUCGCUGCUGACUGAAACGCAACUUUGAACUUUUAAGAUUGUGCUAAUAAUGUUUUUAAAUGCAGAAGAAAUGAUCUUUGGUCUUAAUCUGCAUUAUGGAUUUUAUAAUGCCCUGCAACUCUAAAGCAUCUUUUCGUUUACACAUUUUGUAUGGUAUUUUAAGAUUAUCACUUAAAAAUUUCUAUAAACUUCGGUUUGUAUAGCACUUUCUCAAGAGCUCUGUUAACACCAAAUACAAAAUAAUUUCUUUUAAGAAACGAUUUUCAUACGUAAUCAUGUGACAGCAUAAAUUUUGUGACUUGGGACAGGAGCUUUCCAACUAAGAUAACUGCAUGAACUCUGUUAAAAAGUGAUUAUCAUUCAUCAGUGACUUUGUUUUUAACCCUUGCUAUCUACCUGGUUUUUACAGGAUUUCAAGAUAUGUAAAAAUAACUUUUUUUGGAAAAUGUGUCAAAGUCGUUUUUCAUUAUUUGUACUAUAUGCAUAAUGUUAUAUGUAUUUCUUUUGUAUGUUUUCUCUCUCUCUCUCUCUCUCUCUCUCUCUCUCUCUCUCUGUCUCAAAGUUUUCCAUCCGCACCGUCCUCCUCCCUCUGUCCAGAUUACUAUUAAGAAGAUAAUAGAAAUUUCUGGGGCAAGUCCUUAGUAAGUGGUCAAGAGUGAAUGUUUGCCUUUUCAUAAUACUGAAACAAUCUGGCAUUAUCUAUUUUAAAGUAAUAUAACAAGUUAAUUUUUAUGUCACCAGUUGUCUCCACACCCAUUGCUGGCAGUGGGAUAGGUGUUGGGGGAAACAAACUCAGUGCCUAACAAUGGGUACCCUGUUAAUGAUUCAUCUUUCCUUUUUUUCUCUCUUAAAAUACGGUCUCUUUAUUUUGCACAAAAUAUAUUUUGUGGCGAAUUGUUUUGUGGUCUUUAGUAGCCAAAGAAAAUCAUGUAUGUAAUAUGUUCACAUGUGUUCUAUUUCAGAUUAAUUAAAUGUGUGUGGGAAAGAGUUUGCUAGUUUUCUAUAUAAUCUCUGAUGAUUGUUGAAGUUUCCUGAUAUUUGUAAUAUAAUUUUACAUACUUA